Molecule: messenger RNA, 1757 nt
Organism: Xiphophorus hellerii (green swordtail)
Lineage: Eukaryota; Metazoa; Chordata; Actinopteri; Cyprinodontiformes; Poeciliidae
Gene: sdhaf1
Product: succinate dehydrogenase complex assembly factor 1
Exons: 2
Coding region: 456-704 (82 amino acids)
Biological process (GO): mitochondrial respiratory chain complex II assembly
Cellular component (GO): mitochondrion
Source: RefSeq, a predicted model, not a curated record
UUUUGAAUCCUGAGUUUGUUUUAAAGGUGCCACCGGAAGUCACGUGUUUUGUAGUUUUUUCGCUAAGAUCCUGUGUUGUAACGCAGAAACAGGUCACAGAGGAAGCUAGCAGCAGCUAGCCGCUUCUAAAUCUAAGGUUUAUUACCUUUAACGGACAAAUAUUAACUGGCUUUAAUCGGAACAUCUUCAUUAAGCACCUUCCAGAACCACAGCGGUGCUGCGUUCAGGGUCCAGAACCAGAGCGGUGCUGCGUUCAGGGUCCAGAACCAGAGCGGUGCUGCGUUCAGGGUCCAGAACCAGAGCGGUGCUGCAUUCAGGGUCCAGCACCAGAGCGGUGCAGAUACAGAUACAGAGCGUUUAGGGACCUUGGAGCUCUGUGAUUGGCUGGGAGCUCUGAUCCAGGUCCAGGAUGUGUUCGGUGUCUCUCUGAUCAUAACCGUCUCCAGAACCGGGCCAUGUCGCGGUACAGCAAGCUGCAGAAGCAGGUCCUGGCUCUGUACCGCCACUUCCUGCGGGCCGGGAAGGACAAACCGGGUUUCCUGCCCAGAAUACGGGACGAGUUCCGGGAGAACGCGCGCAUCAAGAAGACGGACGUGAUGCACAUCGAGUAUCUGUACCGCCGCGGCCAGCGGCAGCUGCAGCAGCUCAGGGACGCCAACACCAAGCAGCUGGGUUCCUUCUCCAGAGGCAGCGAGCCUGGCUGACCAACAGAACCAGCAGAACCACCGACUGGACCAGCAGAACCACCAGAAGCAUCUAAUGCAUACGUCACUGACUGGACCAGAACCUGCACACAACAUGAAACUUGCUACUAUAAAAUGAACUUUUCUCUGUUACUCAGUCAAACAUUUAACCAGCAGCAGAUCCGUCAGAUUCUGGUUCUGGAAGGUCCAAGGUUCUGGUUCCUCCUGCAUGCCGAGUCAGCAUCACAUCCAGUCACUUCAUCGUCUGAUUUAUUAUAACAGAAGAUAAAAAUGAGAAAAAAACUUGAUUCUGUUGGAACAGAUUCAUCAGAACCAUCAGCAGCUUUUUUGGUUCUGAUUCUGAUGAUAUCUAACCAGUAAAAUUUCUGAGAAUCUGAAAUCAGCUUAGAUAUGAAAUAACUGAGUUUCUCAUCUGCUAAUAUCUCCAGAUUUAUGGGAUGGAGCUCUGCGAUUUCAGUUUCAUUCUCUGUAUAAUAAAAUAUUGAUAAUUAAUGUUUAUUAAAUUAUAAUUUAUUGAGAGAAAAAUAAAAUCCCCACUAAACAUAAUUAUUAAAAUUUAAAACUGAAAUCCAACAAUUGAAGAACAGUCCACUGACGUGUACGUCAGAAAUAAAAGCCACGCUACAUGAUCAGCUCACAUAUUCAACACAAACUUGUAAAAGUGUCUCUAUAACUUGGUGUUCAGAUUCUUCAUGGAUUCAUUUUGAGUUUUACACUAAAGACUGAAACAAACCGACUGCCUGAGCUUAGUAAAAAUAACUUCUGUUUUGGACCUGGUGAACUUUAUUCCACCAUGAUCGUCACAGAAACACAUAACAUAAAGAGUACAAACCCCAUAACUUGAGCUACUGACAGUGACAGUGCCCCCAGGUGGAUUGGCAUAUAAUCACAGUUCUCACUGUUGUAACUAGAGAGCAGAAUAAAGAAGAUUGCAAAACUCCUGCUGAGAAUGAUUUAGAAGAUGAAAUGAAGUUUGUCAAUGAAACUCGGUUGUCUUAUUGAUACAAAACGAUGUUGGAAAACACAAACAAAAUAAACCCAGUUAUUAAAGAA